CAAGAUCAGUCGCAGUUAGUCCGUCAACCUCGUCGCGUCUCUGCUAUCCGUACUACUCGAAAGUCCCAUUCAAAAUUCCCCGAGAUCUGCGUGGGCUCCAAAUCGUGAUUCAGUGACUCCAGUAUUUAGAUUGUGAACAGCGGAUGAUUUAGUUUAAGAGGAGAUUUAAGACAAGUGCCGCCGAAAAUGAGUGACAGUUCCAGCUCCAAUUGCUCGAAGGAUCGUGCUAAGCCGGUGGAAACGCUGGUUUUGGCAAACUAUGCCCUGAAAGCCGAGCAGAAGAAGGCCCAAGGACAGGGUGGUCGAAAGGAGGACGAGCGCAUCACCACUGCGGUUAUGAAGGUCCUCGAGGGCUACGACUGGAAUCUAGUCCAGGCAUCAGCCAAGGCGCCCACGGACCGCAAAAAGGAGCACAUCAAGCGACCGAUGAACGCCUUCAUGGUUUGGGCCCAGGCAGCCCGCAGGGUCAUGUCCAAACAGUAUCCGCAUCUGCAGAACUCCGAACUGAGCAAAUCGCUGGGCAAGCUGUGGAAAAAUCUAAAGGACAGUGAUAAGAAGCCCUUCAUGGAAUUCGCCGAGAAGCUUCGAAUGACCCACAAGCAGGAGCAUCCGGACUACAAGUACCAGCCGCGGCGCAAGAAAGCGCGGGUGUUGCCGUCCCAGCAAAGCGGUGAAGGGGGAUCCCCGGGUCCAGAGAUGACGUUAUCCGCCACUAUGGGUAGCUCCGGGAAGCCAAGGAGCAGCAAUUCCAAUGGCCAGAGGCGAGCGGGCAAGGGAAAUGCAGCUGCUGAUCUGGGCAGCUGCGCCUCGACCAUCUCCCAUGCCAAUGUGGGCUCGAACUCCUCGGAUGUCUUCAGUAAUGAGGCCUUCAUGAAAUCCCUGAACAGUGCCUGUGCGGCCAGUUUGAUGGAGCAGAGCCUCAUCGAAACUGGCCUGGACUCUCCGUGCUCCACGGCCAGUUCAAUGUCCUCGCUGACGCCCCCAGCCACGCCCUACAAUGUAGCCCCAUCCAAUGCAAAAGCGUCGGCAGCAAAUAACCCCAGUCUUUUGCUAAGGCAACUAAGUGAGCCAGUUGCAAAUGCAGGCGAUGGUUAUGGAGUUCUCCUCGAGGCAGGCAGAGAAUAUGUGGCCAUAGGUGAGGUCAAUUAUCAGGGGCAAUCGGCGGGAGUUCAGAGUGGAGCCGAAGGAGGAGGAGCAGGUCAGGAGAUGGACUUCCUGGAGAACAUCAAUGGGUAUGGUGGCUACACGGGCAGUCGGGUGAGCUACCCUGCCUACUCCUACCCCGCAAACGGAGGCCACUUCGCCACCGAGGAGCAGCAGCAGCAGCAGGCGUUACAGGCCAGUGAAGCCUUAAAUUACAAGCCAGCAGCCGCCGACAUCGAUCCCAAGGAAAUUGACCAGUAUUUCAUGGAUCAAAUGCUGCCCAUGACGCAGCACCACCAUCCGCAUCACACCCACCCGCUGCACCACCCACUGCACCACUCGCCGCCUUUGAACUCCUCCGCCUCGCUAUCCUCGGCCUGCUCCAGUGCCAGCUCGCAGCAGCCGGUAGCGGAGUACUACGAGCACUUGGGCUACUCCCCGGCCGCCUCCUCUGCCAGCCAGAAUCCCAACUUCGGGCCCCAGCAACCGUAUGCCAACGGGGCGGCCUCCAUGACACCCACACUGGGUGACCCCGCACCGCAACAGGAGCUGCAGUCGCAGCAGCAGGAGCAGCAGCACCAGAAUCCAUCGCAGCAUCAUCUGUGGGGCACUUACACUUAUGUCAAUCCCUAAGCUACUUCAUUUGCACAUUUGUUGUCGGGCACAGAGAGAAAGAAAGCAUCGGUAUUCCUAAACUUAUUUGGGGAUUCAAUCGGAGAAAUACAAUGGCAGAGUUAUAAACAUUCAUCUUUCAAAUGUCAUUUCUAAAUGUUACAUAUUAGUUUUAGUUGAUUUGCGAUAACUCAAUUCCUUUUAUCUAAAUUGGUUGUACCCUUCGGAAAAUUAUUUAGAAUAUUUAUACCCCACGUUGUUAUAAAUUAAUUUAAAAUAAAAAGAGUGGCUCAU
Messenger RNA from Drosophila melanogaster (fruit fly), 2049 nucleotides. It is a transcript of the gene Sox100B, whose product is annotated as Sox100B. The record is from RefSeq and is marked reviewed. The transcript has 3 exons. Gene Ontology annotation, cellular component: nucleus. Lineage: Eukaryota; Metazoa; Arthropoda; Insecta; Diptera; Drosophilidae. Gene Ontology annotation, molecular function: DNA binding. Bases 187 to 1776 code for a protein of 529 amino acids.